GUUAGGGAGGCUCUGCGCCUCAGCCGCCUCCUCCUCCGCCGCUCCCGCCCACUUCUCCGCGUCUGCCGCUGCCGCUGCCCGGGGUCUCCGGGGGUCGCUACCGGGCUGGCCCCGCGCCACUGCAGUCGCUUCAGCCUCGCGCUAGAGGCCGCUUCGGGAGGAGACCCGCCGGCCGUCGUGCCACUUAGGGCCUCAGUUCUCGCCUUGUCGACGUCGCCAAGGGUUCUGGAGAAGCGGCCAAGGCCGGGGAACGGGGCUUCGCGGUUCCAACGAUUAACUGCUGAAGUACUGAUCGAGUUCUGCGUUUCUUCAAUGAGGAACUACAGGCUGAUCUUCUGCCAUAAUCUCAAACAACCAUAAAUGACAGAAAGAUGCUUGCUCAGUGAGGGUAGCUGGUGCAGAAGCCGUUUUUUAAACUUAGGUGUUUAAGUACUCAAAGAAAAGACAGCUUUGAUUUCUGGCUGCAAAAAAGCUAUGAGGAAGAGCUCCUCCCCUUCCUUGAGUAACUGCAACUCCGAUCUUGCUAACAAAAUAUUUGGAAUUCCACUUGAUGAGCUGCAGCAGGGAGGACAUCCAGACAAUGAGGUUCCGUUCAUAGUCCGCCACGUUGUGGACUAUAUUGAGGAACAUGGAGGUCUGGAGCAACAAGGGCUGUUUCAAGUCAAUGGGAAUGCUGAGACAGUGGAGUGGCUGCGGCAGAGAUACGACAGUGGAGAAGAGGUGGAUUUGGUUAAGGAAGCGGACGUCCCCUCAGCCAUUAGUCUCCUUAGGUUUUUCCUGCAGGAGCUCCCUGAGCCCGUCAUACCUGGCAGCUUGCAUAGUCACUUGCUGCAGCUUUCUCAAGAUUAUAAUAAUGAAGAUGAAUUUGGAAGAAAGUUGAGGUUCCUCUUGCAACAGCUUCCACCUGUUAAUUACAGUUUGUUAAAGUUUCUGUGUAGGUUUUUAGCCAAUGUAGCAUCACAUCAUGAAGAAAUUUGGUCUGCAAAUUCUUUGGCUGCUGUUUUUGGUCCAGAUGUCUUCCACAUUUACACGGAUGUGGAAGAUAUGAAAGAGCAGGAAAUUGUGAGCAGGAUAAUGGCGGGGCUUCUGGAAAAUUAUGAUGAGUUUUUUGAGAAUGAAGAGGAAGAUUUUUCAUCAAAUGAUUUGAGUUCAAUUACUGAGCAGGCAGGUAGCAGCAUUCUCCACAGUCUGGAGUCUGGAGAGCAGGCAUUUCACGAGGCCCUAGAGAAGGGAAUUACAGCAGUCAAAGAAAGAAGAGAUGUUAAUGAACUUUCUGAGGAAGAAGAAGAAGAUGAAAAGCUGGAACAUAUAGAAGAACUUCCAGAAGAAGGUAUAGAAAAGUCAGCUGGCAUGCCAGAGGUGUUGCAGUUAAGGAUGACUGAAAACAUCCUGGAAUCCGACAGUGUUACAGCAUCAACAAGGGUUGCUGCUGCUGCUGCUACUCCUAAUGCCAGUGACGCUAACAUAAAGUGUUCAAAACCUGUGGCUGGUACUACUGCAGAUACUGAAGUCAUGCAGCAAGAUUUUGUAUUUGAGGAUCGGAAAAAUAAUGAGUCUGUAGGUAUACUGUUAGAGCCUUGUAGUGACCACGGGGAUAGUGAAGAUGGCUGUCCUGAGAGGAGGAAGGAAUAUUUAUUAUGUGACAGUGAUAAAUUGCCACACUUGAUUCUGGAUUCUAGUAGCAAGAUACGUGAUUUGAAUGCCAACACUGAAUCGGAAGUAACUGAAGGUCAGAAUGUUGGUGUUCAAGGAGAAGCAGCAUGUAUACAAAUUGCACAUUUAGAUCUGAAGAAUGUUUCUGAUGGUGAUAAAUGGGAAGCGUCAUGCCUUAUCACUUUCCCCCUCAUUGAUUUCAAAACAAUGCAUCUGCAGAGAGAUGGGGAGGAGCCGUUUCCUGCAUUUAAGUCUUGGCAGGAAGACUCUGAGUCUGGAGAAGCUCAGCUGUCUCCACAGGCUGCAAGGAUGACUCACCAUCCCCUGGGAGAGGACUGCCCUCCAGUAUUAUCCCAUCGUAGUUUAGAUUUUGGGCAAAGCCAACGUUUCCUACAUGAUCCAGAAGCAUUGGAUUUCUCGUCAAAGGCACUUUCCUUCACUAGAAUUCGAAGGUCAUCCUUCAGUUCAAAAGAUGAAAAAAGAGAAGACAGAACACCUUAUCAGUUGGUCAAGAAACUUCAGAAAAAAAUCAGACAAUUUGAGGAGCAGUUUGAAAGGGAAAGAAAUAGCAAGCCCUCCUACAGUGACAUUGCAGCCAAUCCGAAGGUAUUAAAAUGGAUGACAGAGCUUACAAAGUUGCGGAAGCAAAUUAAAGAUGCAAAACACAAAAAUUGUGAUGGAGAAUUUGUGCCUCAGACACGCCCUCGGAGUAACACUCUUCCAAAAAGUUUUGGCUCUUCUCUAGACCACGACGACGGCGAGAGUGAAGGUGAGCCCAGAGUCAUUCAGAGAGAGAAGAAGCCAUCUAAGGAAGCAACUCUGGAGCUGAUUACAAAGCGACUGAAGGAAAACCGUGCUGAGCGGCACCUUCCUGAGGACAUCAAGAAAAUGACAAAAGAUCAUUUGAUAGAAGAGAAAACGUCUCUGCAGAAAAGUCUGCUUUACUAUGAAAGUCAACAUGGAAGGCCGGUGACCAGGGAAGAAAGGCACAUUGUUAAGCCUCUCUAUGAUAGAUACAGGCUUGUAAAACAGAUGCUGACAAGAGCUAGCAUUACUCCUGUCCUUGGGUCUCCCUCCACGAAACGCCGGGGUCAGAUGUUACAGCCAAUCAUAGAAGGAGAAACGGCACACUUUUUUGAAGAAAUCAAGGAAGAAGAAGAAGAUGGUGUCAGCCUCUCCUCUGAGUUAGGUGACAUCUUGAGCACAGCCAUGCACACACAGUCGUCCUUGGAAAACUCAGAAUCUGAUGCUGAAGAAAAUCAAGAAAAACUGGCUCGGGAUCUCUGCUUAUCAAGUACUCGGGCAGCUUCUAUGCCCGAAUUACUGGAACAACUUUGGAAAGCCAGAGCUGAGAAAAAGAAACUGCGUAAAACGUUACGGGAGUUUGAAGAAGCGUUUUAUCAACAAAAUGGAAGGAACGCCCAGAAGGAGGAUCGCGUUCCAGUGCUUGAGGAAUAUAAGGAGUACAAGAGAAUUAAAGCCAAGCUUAGACUUCUUGAAGUUCUUAUCAGCAAACAAGACUCUUCAAAAUCCAUAUAAAAUAUGUUCCUUGAAAGCUGACAUCAUAAAGUGAUUGUGUCCCUGACCGUUGACCAUGUGUGCUUGGCUCGUUUGCGUUCACUGUGUCAGGCACUCAGAGAAGCCCAUGUUGUCCUUGUCUGUGGUUCCAGUAGGGCAAGGGAAGCUGUGACAUCACCGCAGGUCCUCGCCACUCAGUACACAUGCAGUCUCCUUCACUGGUCACUGCAGGUACAUCUAGUACUUCAAGAACUUUGGAAAUACAAAGCUUUUUGUUUACUUUGUUUUUUCUUUGGCAUUACUGAAGAAAAUUGAGAGGAAAAUCUUCACACUGAAUGAAAUUCUUAGGUUGCCUUUUUCUUAACAAAAUGACUGAAAAUUUAAAAGAAUAGCCUAUAAAUGUGACAUGUAUUUUUUUUUUCUAGAAAACCAAACUGAAUUUUCAAAUCCUGCAUUGGAACACCUUUCUGUGUCAUUUCCAAAGUGGCAACUGCACAGAUAGUACUUAGCCAGGAUUUGCAAUUCAGUGGUCACAGCACUGAGUGAAGAGAGCAGCAGGUAGAGCACAAAGCAGCCUUGCUUAGUCACUGCAACAUUGCACACAUCACUCACAGAGCUGAGUCACACCACACGCUGCCUACAGGACUUCAGUUACUGUCACCAGCUGCCAAUGCUGAGUUGUCUGGAUCAAACCUUGUGCUGUCCCCAACCCACCUCCAGAUGAUGUGAGAAAGUAGCCAUGCCGGUGUGGAGGGGCUUGGGUGGUGCUCAGAUUUGUGUGUCAUCAGAUGGGCCUCAAAAGAACGAACACACCUCAGUGUGUUCUCUAAGGGCUAGACCACUGCGGCUUUGCCUGUUUAUUCAGGGGGCUUCAUUCCAAGUGACCACCUCUCACCCAGUAGCUUGCUGUGUAAGGCAGCCGCUCACGGAUGUGCAGUGGUUUGCUCCUCUUAGCAUCUUUUUUUUCCUUUGGCUUUGCAUGGCUUUUCAGGUAAUCUGCUGAUCAUUUUUAUGGGAUAGUAACUUGUGUUAGUACGACAGAUGUGGGUCAGGCUUAGUCUAAGUGGGUUGUCCCUCACACCCCAUCCCCACUCCGGUGCUUUUUGGAAUUAAUAAAUGUCUCACUUUGCCCCUGCCUUGCAUGUAAUGACUCAUGCAUGAUUUCUUAAUAGUUUGUUUCAUUCAAAUGGAAUUUCACAACAUUUGAUAAGGUGAAGAAAGCAUGAAUGCUGCCACUAUUAUUACACAGUAAGACAGGAAGUAGUUUGAUAAUAAAUAGUGUGUCUAAGUACUUCACAUUUCACUUGUGUGUGCAAUGCCUUUUUUGGGGAGAGGGAAAAAUCCAGCAGUAGUGAAUAUGUAGUUGGAGGGUUUUUUUAAAAGUACUGCAUCAUCCAGCCUUGUUUGUGUGGUUUCCUUUUGAUAAUGCUAGGUCAUUCAUAAUGUAUUUUUAGAAAAUUAAUUAAGAAUGCCAAAAAUAUGUAUCAUUUGAUUUGAACCCAUCAUGUGGUGUACUUCUUAUUUUUUUUUUUCCAGACAGGAUUGCUACACGUAAUUUUAUGUGCACUGUAUAUUUUUAUGAAUGUUUUAUUUUGUAUACCACAUGCAAAAAAUGUUCAUGUGCACUAUUUAAAUGUUUUAAAUAAUAUAUUCCUUCUCUAUAACGCUAAAUCUAUUUGAGUACAAUAUUUUUAUAAGUCUGUAGCCUGACUGGGUUCAUUGAGUUACAGCUGCUUCCUAAUGUGGUCGCUCUGUGUUAGUUUUGGCUGAGGAGAGUAGCGAAGUGGCUCGCACGCCUCCAUGUGCUCGUGCUGACUCAUGGUUAGCAGUGGGGAUACUUAGGCAGCUUGUGAGAGUUUUACUUUGCUACAAAUAAAAAUUAUAUCUAUAUAUAAAUACUAUAUAGAUAUAGAUCUAUGUAUGUCCACCUUAUGAUUACAUUGCUGUGUUUGUUUGGCACUUCAUUGUACAGAGUUUUGUAAUAAAAGAACUUUACUGUUCUAA
This is a messenger RNA of Arvicanthis niloticus (Nile rat), 5175 nucleotides long. NCBI's taxonomy places the organism in Eukaryota, Metazoa, Chordata, Mammalia, Rodentia, Muridae. The record is from RefSeq and is a predicted model, not a curated record.